Molecule: messenger RNA, 939 nt
Organism: Musca vetustissima
Lineage: Eukaryota; Metazoa; Arthropoda; Insecta; Diptera; Muscidae
Product: alpha-tocopherol transfer protein-like
Exons: 3
Coding region: 1-939 (312 amino acids)
Cellular component (GO): membrane
Molecular function (GO): phosphatidylinositol bisphosphate binding
Source: RefSeq, a predicted model, not a curated record
AUGACGGCCGCUACAUUAAAAAUACGUCCCCUUAACGAUGCCUUGAAAAAAGUGGCCAAAGAAGAGUUGAAUGAAGUGGAAAGUCGCAUAGCUGAAGAUAUUGAAGCUCUGAGGACAUGGUUGGAGAAGCAACCCCACAUUAAGGCCCGCACAGAUGAUCAAUUUUUGGUCUCGUUUUUAAGAGGAUGUAAAUAUAGUUUGGAAAAGACCAAAUCGAAAGUGGAUUAUUUCUAUACGAUUAAGACCAUGAUGCCGGAAUUGUUUGCCCGCAAUACCAUGGAUGAGAAAUCGAUUAAUUUGUGUAGAUCAGGAACCUAUGUCCGUUUACCCAAACCCUUGGGUGAGGGUGGUCCACGCAUCCAACUCACAAACUAUUCGAAAUUUGAUCCCAAACUAUUUACAAUUUUGGAUUUGUUCCGUUUCCAAAAUUUACUUAUGGACUGGCAGAUCUACAAUGAUGAUAACUGUAUUGUCAGUGGCUAUAUUGAAAUUAUUGACUUGACCAAAUUGAGCCUCUCCUUUUUGACUCAAUUCGAUCCUAUGUUAAUUAAGAAAUUGGGAGUUUUUACCGAAAAGGCAGCUCCGAUGCGUUUCAAGGGUGUCCAUUUGGUUAAUUGUCCAAAGGAAGCCCAAACCGUUUUGAAUUUGGCCCGCAGCAUGAUGAGUGAAAAGUUACAGAAACGUUUCUAUGUCCACAAAUCCCUCGAGGAUCUUUACAAAAUUAUACCCAAAGAAUAUCUGCCCGUUGAAUAUGGCGGCACAAAUGGUACAAUUCCCGAAUUAAUUGAAGAAACCGAAAAGAAUCUGUUGGCCCUGAAUGAUUAUUUUGCCGAAGAGGAUAAAUAUGGUGUUGAUGAGCGAUUGCGAACGGGUAAAAAGGUGGAUAUGGAUUCACUGUUUGGUAUUGAGGGUUCAUUCCGCAAGUUGGAUAUUGAUUAA